Kwoniella botswanensis is the source of this 792-nucleotide messenger RNA. RefSeq lists its product as uncharacterized. The coding region runs from base 1 to 792 and encodes 263 amino acids. The transcript has 2 exons. The record is from RefSeq and is a predicted model, not a curated record. NCBI's taxonomy places the organism in Eukaryota, Fungi, Basidiomycota, Tremellomycetes, Tremellales, Cryptococcaceae.
AUGACAGACAAUGUCGGUUUAGAUUGGACAAAAGAUCCUGAGGAAGUGAAAAUGCACCCGAUUCAUCACCAUGAGAAUGGCGAUAAAGUCACUUUAGCAUCGAAUGAGGGGAUGUCAUUCGGCGUUGACGUAAGAUGCUUGACUAGAGCCAGCACCAUGUUCCAGGACAUGUUCGACCUCUCCACAUCACACCCAAAUGACCAUCCUACCACUACCAAAAACUCCACCAACAUAUUCGGCAGCCGGGAACCUAUCGACAUAGAUGCACGCUCCGCCGUCCUCGAGCACUUCAUCGACGCAAUUAUCGUGUCAAAACCACAUACACCUCCUUCUGACUUUGACGAUACUGCGGACCUUCUUACUCUGUGCCAUCAAUUCGAUGUUCUAACAGAUAUCGUUGGACCGAUUAGACAGCGAUUAUUGGAUCUGGGUCAGGAUCAGCCUUGGAAGCUACUCCGAUGGGCUGCUCACAGAAACGAUAGGCCGAUAGGUCAAGCAGCUUUGCAGAGUAUGAGCUGGACCACGUUCUUGCGAGGCGAUGUCAAUUCCGCCAGCUCAUUUUGGACGAGCAUCCAAAGCCUUGCACCUAAUUGGGGCUUGAAGAUCCUUUCGACGGCACUGUCAAGACCGACAAAAGGUACCGUCGAACAUGCCGUCUUGCGGGAGUUCACCUCCAAGAAAGGCAGACAAUAUACCAAGUGGGUCAUGGAAGCGCAAACUGAAAACGUGUUUCCUUUGGUAGAAGGGGAUUUCGGGGGAUUGUGGGAUGGGUUUAAUGAAGAUGAUUGGUGA